This is a messenger RNA of Coffea eugenioides, 2196 nucleotides long. RefSeq names its product receptor-like protein EIX2. The transcript is spliced from 2 exons. The record is from RefSeq and is a predicted model, not a curated record. Gene Ontology annotation, molecular function: protein binding. The coding region runs from base 18 to 2060 and encodes 680 amino acids. Lineage: Eukaryota; Viridiplantae; Streptophyta; Magnoliopsida; Gentianales; Rubiaceae.
UUCUUCCGACAUUUCACAUGACCAUGGGUGGAUCAACCCAUUUCUCUGUUUUCUUACUCGUCGCCAUAAUUUUACUCUGUUCUUCCAGCAAAACUGUAAAUGCAACUUGCUAUGCAAGUGAGAAACAAGCUCUUAUGGACUUCAAGAAAGACUUGAAAGAUCCCUCUGGUAGACUCUCGUCUUGGAUUCACGACAUUGAUUGCUGCAAAUGGGAAGGAGUUGUUUGUAGCAACCGAAGUGGCCGCGUCAUUCAACUUCACCUUCAGUGUCCUGUUGGUGAAAUUGAUGAUUUUGGUAAUGAGGAAAUAUCACCAUUAAGCGGUAAAAUCAGUCAUUCGUUACAAAAUUUGACUCACUUGCGUUACCUUGAUCUAAGUCUAAAUAAUUUCAGUGGAAUUCCAAUUCCCAGUUUUUUUGGGUCUCUCAGAAGUCUAAGGUACCUGAAUUUAUCUGGAGCUGGAUUUCAAGGAAUGGUUCCCUAUCAGCUUGGAAACCUGUCAAGUUUACGCACUUUAAGCAUAUCAGCUUGGCAGCCUCCUACUCUCCGAGUUGAUAACCUGCAAUGGUUGGCUGGUCUCUCUAAUCUGGAGCACCUAGACAUGAGUCGCGUGAACCUUAGUCUAGCGUCUAAUUGGCAAGAGGUGAUUAACACGAUCCCUUCUCUGGUAGAGAUACAUUUUCCCUCUUGUCAACUUGAUUUAAUUUCUCAUCAUCUUGGCAGAGAUACAUUUGUCUUCCAUGCCAACUUUUCUUCUCUUACUGUCCUAGAUCUUUCUGGAAAUUUUAUUGGAUACGUCAUCCCUAGAUGGAUUUUCAGUCUUACUGCCCUUGCUUCUCUUGAUUUAAGUGAUAACUCGUUUAAAGGCCCAUUGCCUAGAGGUUCUUGGAACUUGACUUCCCUCCAACACUUGGAUCUUUCUUUCAACCAUCUGAAUGGUUCACUACCAGAUGAGCUUAUUCAUCUUAACAAUCUCACUUCCCUCAACCUUGGCUGGAAUCAUUUCGAAGGCUCCUUGGAUGGAAUUUGGAAUUGGAGUUCCCUUACAUCUUUGGAUCUAUCAUACAAUAACUUCACUACCUUCCUCCCAAGCCAAUUAUCCACUUUAACUGCCCUAAUUUCACUUGAUCUUGCCACCAACCACUUUCGAGGUUCUAUCCCAAGCUCUAUUGCCAACAUUUCCAAACUUCAACAUCUUGAUCUAUAUGAUAACAACCUUAGCUCCUCUUUACCAAGUGAAGUAUUCACAUUGAAGGACUUGAUUUCACUUGAUACAAGCGGUAAUCACUUGAAUGGUCCAAUUCCAUACGCAGUUGGCAAUUGUACCAAUCUAGAAAUCCUUUCGCUAUUUGAUAAUGCUCUAUCUGGUUCAGUUCCAUCAAAUUUAGGAAAACUGUCAUCCUUGGAGCACUGGGAUGUAUCUAACAACAAACUCACUGGAACUCUUCCUGAAAGUUUUUGGCAGCUUUCCAAACUUGAAGAUCUUCGUAUUCACAACAAUUCAAUGGAAGGCAUUGUGAGUGAGAGUCACUUAGAUAAUCUGUCAGCUUUAUGGUAUUUUGAUGCAUCUGGAAACUCCUUGACCUUAAAAGUAAGUGCAAGUUGGACUCCUCGUGCCCAAUUUGAAGUACUUCGAUUGGGCUCGUGGAAGCUGGGUCCCCAAUUUCCUACAUGGAUCCGAUCACAAAAAAUCCUUUCGGAUUUGAACUUGUCCUUCACCGGAAUUUCAGAUACCAUUCCACCUUGGAUAUUCAACUCAUCAUUGGGAUAUAUAGACUUCUCUCACAAUCAACUCCAUGGAGGCAUCUCUCACGCUUUGUGUGAAGUGAAAAAUGAAAAUCAAGUUCUUUGGUAUCUGGAUCUUGGGGAGAAUUCUCUAUCAGGAGAAAUUCCUGACUGUUGGAUGAAUUACCCACACUUGGAACGGAUUGACCUCAACAGCAAUAACUUCACUGGAAGCAUUCCAAGGUCAUUGUUUCUUUUGGAAGAUCUGGACUAUUUGGGCUUGGGUAACAACAGUCUAACUGGUCCGAUAACCUUUGACUUUGUAAAUCAUGAAUAAAUAAGUUUGAAAUUUGGCCUCCAAAAUUUCUCCUUUUUUUUUUUUUUUUUCAAAUUUAGGACAAUAGACAAUAGUUCAAUAAUUCUCAUGGUCAAAAUCAAUAUACCUUCAGCCAACAGUUUUUACUUUGCAUUUU